Cygnus atratus (black swan) is the source of this 4372-nucleotide messenger RNA. It is a transcript of the gene BMPER, whose product is annotated as BMP binding endothelial regulator. NCBI's taxonomy places the organism in Eukaryota, Metazoa, Chordata, Aves, Anseriformes, Anatidae. Bases 524 to 2650 code for a protein of 708 amino acids. The transcript has 19 exons. Gene Ontology annotation, molecular function: protein binding. The record is from RefSeq and is a predicted model, not a curated record.
AUGAAAGCUCCCUCGGGAGGGUUUUGUUGGGAGAAGUGAUGAACUUACAGGAUACAUGCAGUUGGAAACUUGGCUUUUGGCAAACAUACAAGCCUUUGCCUUUCUGUGCUUGGUAGAGGCCGCUGUUUUUGAACUGGAUUCUGGCUGGAGGGUAAAAUCUUAUGUCAGAAUAAGUGGGUGCUAAGUUGAACUUUUAUUAUCAUCAGCUAAUGGCUAACAUUAUUAACCAAGUAUGGCUGACCACUGGGAAAGUGUCACUGGAGAAAGAGCCAAAUGACGUAUGAACUAGAUAUUUGUGGACAUCAAACACUCAAUCAAGCUGAAUGAAGCCAGGCUGACCAGUAAACAAAACGAAUGAAUAUACCCCCUCAAUAAGAAGCGAUACUAUGUGAUGCUUAUGCAAAGGAGCAGGUGUUCCAAGCAAUGAAGAAAAGGGCAAAUUCCUCCCCCAGAUACUGAUGCAAGCCCAAAGAAAAGCAAUGAGCUCACCCUGUGGAGCACUCACCAUGUUUUCAUCCCACAGAUGCUGUUUCAGAGAUCAUCACAAAGAGAAGACUCAAUGCACACAAUGAUCGAAACAUCGCCGUGGAAGGAAGAGGACCGGCGAAGCGGGCUGGUGUGUGACAGCAGCGGGGCCAGCCGUGCCGCACCGUCCCGGCGGUGGGAUGCGCACGGAGAAGCUGCGUGCGAAAACGACCCUGAAGCAGCGGAAAGCGGCCGUACGGGAUCCGUUGCAAAAUGUGAAAAUGAAGGGGAAAUUCUACAGAUACCAUUUAUCACAGACAACCCUUGUAUAAUGUGUGUUUGCCUGAAUAAGGAAGUGACAUGCAAAAGAGAGAAGUGUCCCAUGCUUUCCAAGGAGUGUGCUCUCGUCAUUAAGCAGAGAGGAGCUUGCUGUGAACGCUGCAAAGAUUGCAGUUUUGGAGGAAAGAUAUACAACAGCUCUAUGAAAUGGCACCUCCCUAACAAUCCCUGUAUUACAUACCAGUGCCAGGAGGGAGUGAUAAUAGAGUCAGAGGUACAGUGUGUUGUUCACUGCAAAAACCCAUCCAAAGUUGCGGGGAUGUGUUGUCCUAUCUGUCCAGGUUGUAUAUUUGAAGGGAGACAUUACAAUGAAGGAGAAGAAUUUAGGCCUGAAGGAAAUAAAUGUACCAAAUGCUCUUGUAUUGGUGGCAGGACACAGUGCAUCCAGGAAGUCUGCCCCAUUCUCUCAUGUCCCCAGCACCUCAGUCACACUCCUGCUGGACAGUGUUGCCCCAAAUGCUUAGGACAGAGGAAAGUGUUUGACCUCCCAUUUGGAAGCUGCCUCUUUCACAGCAACGUGUAUGAUAAUGGGUCCUCAUUUAUUUAUGACAACUGCACAAUGUGUACAUGCAAGGACUCAACAGUGAUAUGUAAGAAGAGGUGCUUACUUCCUGGAGAAUGCAAUAAAAACAAAGAUCAUUGCUGCAAGGAAUGUAUCUCCUAUAUCUUUCCUGAGGAAGAGAAAGUGUGCAAGUUUGGUAAUAAAAUAUUCCAGGAUGGAGAGAUGUGGUCCUCUGUGAACUGCACCAUCUGUGCUUGUGUGAAAGGCAAGACAGAAUGUCACAAGAAGCAGUGCAUUCCAGUCAGCAGCUGUCCUCAAGGUAAAAUCCUGAACAGAAAAGGAUGCUGUCCUAUUUGCACUGAAAAGCCUGGAGUUUGCACUGUCUUUGGAGACCCUCACUACAACACUUUUGAUGGACGGACAUUUAACUUUCAGGGAACAUGUCAGUACGUUUUGACAAAAGACUGCUCCUCCUCUGCCUCACCCUUCCAGGUGCUGGUAAAAAACGAUGCCCGUCGGACCCGUUCUUUCUCCUGGACAAAGUCAGUGGACCUUAUGUUGGGCAGAAGUACUAUCAGCCUCCAGCAGCACCUCACAGUGAAGUGGAAUGGGACCCGCAUCUCACUACCUUGCGAGACACCUCAAUUUCAAAUCGAUUUGGAUGGUUAUUUGCUGAAAGUGACAACCAAAGCAGGCUUGGAAAUCUCAUGGGAUGGAGACAGUUUUGUGGAAGUCAUGGCCGCACCACAUCUGAAGGGCAAACUCUGUGGUCUGUGUGGCAACUACAAUGGGCACAAGCGAGAUGACCUAAUUGGGGGGGAUGGGAAUUUUAAAUUUGACGUGGAUGACUUUGCUGAAUCGUGGCGUGUGGAGUCCAAUGAGUUCUGCAAUCGUCCGCAGAGGAAACCUGUGCCUGAGCUCUGCCAUGGGACAGUCAGAGUGAAACUCCGGGCUCACCGGGAAUGCCAGAAGCUCAAAGCCUGGGAGUUUCAGGGCUGUCAUUCAACGGUGGAUUAUACAACUUUUUACCGGUCCUGUGUGACAGACAUGUGUGAGUGUCCAGUUCAUAAAAACUGCUAUUGUGAGUCAUUCCUGGCCUAUGCCCGAGCCUGUCAGCGAGAAGGGUUGAAAGUCCAGUGGGUGCCUGAGCAGCACUGUGCAGCAACCCAGUGUAAACAUGGUGCAGUUUAUGAUACCUGUGGUCCAGGAUGUGUCAAAACAUGUGACAACUGGAAUGAGAUUGGACCAUGCAACAAGCCCUGCAUUGCAGGGUGCCACUGUCCAGCAAAUCUAGUUCUUCACAAAGGAAGAUGCAUCAAACCAGUCCUAUGCCCACAGCGAUGACAUUUGUUCUCUCUCAGCGGACACUAACGUGGGUGUCACUGACCCCCCUGAUGCUCACAGCCAGUGAAGGACUACAGCUGUUUGUGUGCAGAUUCUGCAAUGUACACGUCUACUCACAGAGUGUAAAUAUGGUCCUGUGUGUGUAUUUAUGUUUGUUUAUGUAUACACACAUGGCACCGACAAAAAUAAAUGUAUACUGUGUGUAUGUAGACACACAUAUCUAUACACAAGUGCCCUAAGCAUAAUUACAACCCAUAUAUUUAUAUAUAUGUACACACACACAAAUAUACAUCAUUUCUAUAUAUCACAGAAGGAUGAAAUAUUAUAUGUAUAUUUUUUGCUAUAAACUUUAUGUAUUAUUAUUUCUAAAACCCUAAUCUGUAAGUCAUUGUAUAAAUAAACCAGGUGUUUUUAAUAUAAUAUAGUGGCAUGAAAAGAUUGGUUGACUUUGCCAUUGCACGAGUUUGUCAUUUCCAAGGAAACUUUUCUAGGGCCACAGCAUUGCCAGACUGGAUUAGUUUCAACACAGAACCUGGAUUUACAGUUGUACAGGAAACACAUUUCUCUGGGGAUGGAGGAUUUAUCUAGGAAUAUUUAAUGCGUACCUUAGAGCUGCAUAGUGAUUGGUGACAGCGCUUAAUCACACAGAGAAAGCUAGGGAUCAGCUUUUAUGCUUUACUGAAAUAACUAUGCAAAAGGAUUUCCAAAGCUGAUUGGCCAAGUGCCAGCAGAGAGAGAUUUCUUUCUGGAAUGCCACCAAGAGUCAAGGGCCAGAUUUUCAAAAGUGUUCAACACCCAGCAGCCUGCUUUGAAAAUUUGACCACUUCCCAUUUCAUAUCCUAAUACCCCGUCUAUGUUGUCGUGCUUGGCAGUAGCUGUGAAUACACAAUAAGGAACUUGAAGAAAAUAUUCAUGCACGUUUUAUCCCCUUUAGCAUGUUCUAAAUUGCUGGGUUUGUUUCGUAUUCCACUGUGAAUUGGAGUUUUUGAUUUCAGUGUGCCUUAAAACAUGAAAUAAUGCUGGGUUUAGUAACACAUUUUUUCUAUCAGCAUCGUUAAGAAAAAAGACAAAUUCUCCCUUUCAAAAAAACAUUAGAGAAUGUCAGAUGCUAAUUGGAGAACUGCAAUUUAUUUCCUUACUGGUCUUUUGCUUGAGGUUUACGAACAUAUGGGCUCUGUGAAGUUUGCAUGACUUUUGAAGUCUCCCAGGGGAGAAGCAGUAAUAUGGGAUUUCAUUAGAAACUGUUAAAAAAGCCAUACAAUUUUCUCAAGCCUGAAGGGGGGGGGAGCAAUUUUUCUUCCACUGGAAAAACCUCUUGUAGAGCCUGAUGGAAUGUUCUCUUGAGAUGAUAGAAAUCUUCAGGCAUCCGAUUGAGGUUUAUAAUGAAGUAAUAUUCUCCCACACAGCCACUUUCAUUAUGCCUUACAUUGAAAUUGCACAUUGUAAUGCUUUGAACAAUUUUCCCCUUUAAUUCUUCGCCCUCCAGGAAGCCUUGCAGGGUCUGAGUUUGCAGUGAGUGUGUGGGUACAACAUGUUUUGGGUUAUACAGCCUGUCUGCAAUCCUGUCUUGGAGGAAGAUGCUGAGUGAGCAUGGGUACCGUAGGCACCACGCUGUUUAAAAUGCUGUACCACCACAGUGUUAAAAAGAGCUGGGCAAAUAAUGCCAGGAGCAUUCCACAGAUGUUUGUCCAAAUCUUGAAUAAACUCAGCUUGCUCUUUUUA